Verticillium alfalfae VaMs.102 is the source of this 324-nucleotide messenger RNA. RefSeq lists its product with no specific name. The coding region runs from base 1 to 324 and encodes 107 amino acids. NCBI's taxonomy places the organism in Eukaryota, Fungi, Ascomycota, Sordariomycetes, Glomerellales, Plectosphaerellaceae. The record is from RefSeq and is a predicted model, not a curated record. The transcript has a single exon.
AUGACGGCACCCUACGUUCCCCUCGUCAGCGCCGCCUCCUCUCCGGAUGCCGAUGACGAUGCGAAAGGCUUCCUGUCCUCGCAGCCUUCCACCACGAACAACUCGACCAGCGCGAGCCCAGCCCAGAACAUGUCCCUCGCCGCCGCAGCCACGUUGACGCCACUGUCCACGUCUGUCGACAGCAGCGACCGCUUUUGCGACCCGCUUGCGACCGUGAAAGAAAGCCAAGCCGACAGCAACGCCGCCUGCGGCGAGCAAGACGCAGCAGCUCGCAGAGUCAGUGGUGGCGCUCGGAGGGGGAAUGCGCCUGGUGCUCGCCCAUGA